CCCUAGCAACCGCCAUUAACGUGGGUCUCGCAGAACUUGGAGCUACUCAUAUUCAAUCUUCUUCACUACCACAAACAUCUCUCUCUCUCUCUCUCUCUCCCUCGCGAUACAGGUUAUUCUCUGUAUCGAUGGAUCCUCAUUCAUAUUCUGCAAAACAGGUGGGGGAUGAAUUUGCAAGGCAAUACUAUCAGACCUUGCAAAACUCCCCGGAGAAUCUCUAUACGUUUUAUAAAGAUAACAGUACGAUUUCACGGCCUGGACUAGAUGGAACGAUACGUGUCUUCACUUUAUCGGAUGUGGAUGAGAAUGAUCUUAAAAUGCAAUCUUCUGAUGGUUUUGAUUCGGUUGUGAUAACCAGUGUCACGUCCCAAGAUUCUCAUGAGCAGGGUUUCCUCGUGGCUGUUUAUGGCUGCUUCACUUUCAACGAGAGACCUGCAAAGCACUUCACACAAAGUGUCUUUCUUGCUCCCCAAGAAGACGGCUACUUUGUUUUGACCGACAUAUUCAAGUUUGUUGAUAUACCCGAGGUUAAUGCAGCCAUUCCACCUGCUAAUGAUGUCACGGAGGAGAAAGUUCCAGAAACGGAGGAAGCUGCACUGAGAGUUUCCGAACCAAGUCAAGGUUUUGAAAAUGUUCCCAAGCUAUCUCAUGCCUCGGUUGUAAGUGGACACUCCAAUCAUCAACAUUCUUCGUCUUGUGGUUAUUCUCCAGAGAUAAAACCUAGAAAUGGGAACAGUCAGGAGUCUCGAGCGGUAUCUGAGGCAUGCAUUUAUCUUCAUUGGCUUCCUACAAAAACAACCGUUGCCUUGGUUGAGAAUGCAUUUAAGCAGUUUGGAAAAAUUAGAAGAGGUGGAGUUGAACUUAGAAGCAAAAAGAGAUAUAAAGGGAAAUAUGCUUAUGUGGAGUUUGAGGAAGCAGAGGCCGCCAACAGGGCAAUAAUGGCGUCUCCUCUAAGUAUUUUUGGGUACAGAAUUACCGUGCAGAAGAAUCGAUCUUACCUUAAAGGUUACUGUGAAAGUCCAUCCGCUGGACCAGGAAACAUACACAGAGGCGAGGGAGUGAGAGGAUCACUAGGUAACCCCUUUUAUAACUGGCAGAAGAUGAUGGAGGAAGUGAGAGAAACAGACGUCUGGCAGAAGUUAAUGAUGGGAUCGAGAGGAACAGAAGUUUAUGACUUGCACAACUGGCAAAAGAUUAUGGAUCAAUCGGAGGAGCAGAUGAAGUUUCAGGAGGAACAAGGACGACAAUACAAUCACAACAGAUAUACAAGCGAGGAAGUGAGAGGAACAGAAGAAUUUGGUCUGGAAGAAGAAGAAGAAGAAGAGAACCAAAACUGGGAGACUUUAACGGAGGAACAGGGGAAGAUUCAGGAGGAAGAAGGGCGACAAUACAAUCAAAACAGAUAUACAAGGGAGCAAAUGAAAGAAACAGGAGGAGCUGGUCAAAUUCCGGAGGAAGAAGAAGAAGAAGAUGAUCAAAACUAGAUAUGUAAUUAUAAUGAUUGAUUUGUGAGAUGACUAGGAAGUUACAGUAAAAGAACACGUAGAGAUAUUGGUUCUUGAAGACAUAUUUUGAAUCAAUGAAUGGGAUUUUUGUUAAGGUUUUAGAAGAGAAGCUUGAAAAUCUGGAUGUGUGACCAAUAAAGGAGAUAAAUUUAGGCUAACGAUAAAUUGUUUCUCUAGUCGUUUUAGGAGAAUUAAAAAAUUCGGAAGUCAUUUGCCCUUUUGAGCAUUGGCCCUUGAACCGAUAAACAU
Molecule: messenger RNA, 1754 nt
Organism: Arabidopsis lyrata subsp. lyrata
Lineage: Eukaryota; Viridiplantae; Streptophyta; Magnoliopsida; Brassicales; Brassicaceae
Exons: 9
Coding region: 129-1484 (451 amino acids)
Cellular component (GO): ribonucleoprotein complex; cytosol
Molecular function (GO): mRNA binding
Source: RefSeq, a predicted model, not a curated record